Molecule: messenger RNA, 2981 nt
Organism: Homarus americanus (American lobster)
Lineage: Eukaryota; Metazoa; Arthropoda; Malacostraca; Decapoda; Nephropidae
Exons: 5
Coding region: 299-982 (227 amino acids)
Source: RefSeq, a predicted model, not a curated record
UCGAGAGGUAGUGAAACCUGGCGCUCCCUCACCCGCCACUUCCCUACACAGAACUUACUCUGUUCCACCAUGGAAAAUCCUCAUCCCUUCGAACACUGUAAAAAUUAACACAAGUGAUCACGGGCACUGCUGACAAGGCCAAGAAUACAGUCACCAAACUUUUAAGAAAUUUGUACAUUAACUUGUAGUUGACGACAGUGAAAUGACAUGUCUGUCGACGCUGCCCUCAGACAGCUUCUAGUGUGAGCUGUAUAAGAACUAUGACCCGUGUCCCGCCUUGGUAUAACACACGAUAAUAAUGCAUACUAUUAUCUGUACCUCGCUUCUUUUAUCAGUCUUUGGACUGUCUGGUGGUGAGAAGUGCAAGACGAAGAAGGCGGAGCUGGACACCUGCCUGGCGGAGGUGGCUCCCUUAAUGCCCAAGGUCGGCCUUCCUCACACCCUCCCCGAGCUAAUUAACAUGUGCAGGGCGUUUAAGGGCGGGAUGAGGUGCGUGGACCACUACACAUCGAGCUGCCUCACCACGACGGAGAGGACGGAACUGGAUCAGAACCUACGAGGAGCCAGGUCCUUUCUCGCCUUCCUCUGUGACGACCCCAUUUUCCGCAAAGAGUACCUGUCCCACGGGGCAUGUCUGCGGGAUGUGAGCGAUGACUGGGAGAGAUGCCUCAACCACUUCAAGAGCCUAGUCCGUCUCCAACAUAAACACGCCAACAUCUCCCAGGCUGCCAGGGACCACAACAUCUGCUGCUUCCGGGAGGGGCUGCUAUCAUGCGUGUACAGCGUGAGUUACUUCCGCUGUGAGAAGCACGCCGCCCUGUUCGUUAAGAAGGUGACGGCCACGCUGUCGUAUAAUGAUGUGCAAGAGGAGAAGUGUCGUAACGUGACGAUAAGGACGUGUGCAGCGACCAGCAGGCACCCCAGCGUCCUCCCCCUCCUGCUGGCCGCCUCCCUCUUCCUGCUACACCAGUCUCCACCAUGAACCAUUACCACUACCCUUACUGCUGCUCCACCCUGAAUCCAUUACUUCUACACCUCUCUCUCGUCCCUCCCCCUCCCUUCUCUCUAUCCUUCCCCCCUUCUCUAUCCUUCCCUCCUCCCUCCCUUCCCUCCGCUCUUUCCCUCUCUCCACCCAACUCUUUCUUUCACUACCUCCCCCCCUCUCUCUCCACACACAAGUCAGAUGCUGCUACACGAGGGAGCCAUGUAAAUUCAUUAUUCUCCAGUGUAUCAGUAUCAGGUCUUAGUAAACUUAGGUAAAUUAGCUAUAAGUUUGUCUUGUCGGAACUAGAGUGUAAGAAGGCCAACUUGGGGCAAGAUAUUCACAAAACUGAAUUGGUAUUAGAUUACGGGGGUCAAUAACAAGGGUCCAAAGUUCACACACACACACACACUAAAAUGCUCCUGGCAGGGAAUAAAACAAACACCUUUAUUUCGACAGUCGUAAUAAAUUCAACGACCCACUAAUUUACCUCCCCCCCCCCCCCAUCUCAAAUACAUACAAAUAUUAUUACUAAACACACAUGACUUGUAAACUAACUAACCCCGCUAAGCAGCCGUCACACUGAAAUACACCCCAGUCCGGUCCUGCCGCCUGAGAACAAUACAGCAAAGAAAACAAAAGGAAGAGAAAACAAAAGGAAGAGAAAACAAAAGGAAGAGAAAACAAAAGGAAGAGAAAACAAAAGGAAGAGAAAACAAAAGGAAGAGAAAACAAAAGGAAAAGAAAACAAAAGGAAAAGAAAACAAAGGCAAGAACAAAGCUAUAAUUAAAUAUUUUUCGACCACCACACGAGCAAUACAAAGCAAACCUAACCUAACCUGACCUGACAAGUUCCAAGACGAAUCCCUUCAUAGAGUGGCAGAAAUGAACCGUUACUGACCUCGUGUCUCACCUAACUGUUACGUCUGGAAUAUAUGUACUGUAUACAACUGUUUAAAAAGUCCCUUGAUAUUUGUGUUUGACAGCAUCACCCAGGGAGCCACACACACAUAUAAUACUUCUGCGCCUAAUUGUAUCCUCCGCCAUAUCCGCCGUGACACUUAACUAACAUUUAAAGACUAGAGGUGUUCUUUCAGCGUCCUCCAGUAAAUCUAGGUCAUGUACUGUACAAGGCAGAGAGUAUACUUACGUCAUGAACAUACAGGAGUCCACAGCGAUGUUUUGGCUGUGGAGAAACACUCAAACAUCAAGGGACUUUGUAAACAACGUCAACACGUCUUGGCUGGGUUCCCUCUGUUGACAAGAAAUGGUGUAUACAACCUGGGGAUCCUCUUGUUGUUGAGUGUUGUACCUUAUGUGUUUUUUAAUAGAACUACACCUGUACCUGCCUCAGUAAUAUGACACCAACAUAAUCCAGCUACUGUACAAUCUGUGUUAUAUAAAGGAUGUGUAUUUUAUCGUGUGUAUAUAAUCUAGAGAUUUAUCCUCUACCGUGUAGAGUAUAUGAGGCUUAACAUUAAUAUAAUCGAUCUUCUAAGGCCUAAGUUAUAGCGUUUUGAUACUUGACAUAUGAACAUAAUGCAGAGUAUCUUAUAAUUAUAAAAGUACAGUACAGUAUAUCAAAUCUGACGAGAAUAUAGGGUUUAACUUAUAAGGAGUAAGAGUGUGGAAUAUAUGAACACAAUCUAGCCUCUAUCCUGUAUGUUACAAACUACAACAUAUGUAUUUUAACACAAACACAAGUCUCUCUCUCUUCUAAGUUACAGAAACAUCAUAUAUAAACUCUAACGUGAUCAUUAUCGUACCUCUAUAUCAUAUAUGUAUAUAAAACGGAGUCCUCCCUCUUCCUAUACGAAAUUAAACUUUAUAUGACCUGAUUUAUAUAUGACAUCGUUUAUUUUUACUUUUAACGAAACUCAUAAUAAAGUAGACAUUUAUUUAUCCACUCAUUAAUGGUUGUACUUGUGGUGUAGGCGACUGGAGGCUGACCCGCUCUACUGUAUAUAAUUAAUUCUGGCAAUAAAGUCUAUAGUUGUAC